This is a messenger RNA of Solanum stenotomum, 958 nucleotides long. RefSeq lists its product as uncharacterized. Gene Ontology annotation, molecular function: zinc ion binding. The transcript is spliced from 2 exons. The coding region runs from base 377 to 823 and encodes 148 amino acids. The record is from RefSeq and is a predicted model, not a curated record. Lineage: Eukaryota; Viridiplantae; Streptophyta; Magnoliopsida; Solanales; Solanaceae.
AUUUUGGCUCAAAAAUACCCUUCCGUUAAAAUAUUGGGUCACUUUUGCCCUUACUAUUAAUAGAGGUGUGUUAAGUGCCACGUGGACGCCACGUGGAUGCCACAUGGACGCCAUGUCGACGCCACAUAAGCACCAAACAAUUCUCACCUCCACAUAGACUCAUACAUCCUAAUUACUAAUUUUGUUCUCAUUUCUUUUGGGACAUACAAUUUGACCUCUCAUUUCUCUAAAAUACAUUUCCCCUCUUCUCUCUAAUAUACAAUUUCACCUAGGGUUUCAGAUUUCCUCUCAUGGACACCAUUCCAUUUCAAAGUUGAUUUCACCCCUUUGUUCAUUUCACUGCUAGGGUUUCGAAGUAGACAAAAAUUUCGAAACAAUGUCUGAAUCCUCUAUCGAUUCACUUGAAAAAUUGUAUGCAAGAAGAUGUCAUUGUGGUCUCAAUGCUUUAAAUUUGACGGCUUGGACUGAUUUGAAUGCAGGGAGAAGGUUCUACAAAUGUCCUAGACCCAAAGUCACUUCAUGUGGAUAUUGGGAAUGGCAAGACAAACAACAACUCCCACCAAGAGCAGUAACAGUUAUAAUGGACUUAAAGGGUAAAUUGGAUGUUAUGAAGGUUGAAAGAAACAAAUUGAAACGGAUUGUUGAUGGAAUGGAAAAAGCUGAAAGGGACAAUCUGGAAAUUUUGUUUGAAGAAAUGAAAUUUAUUUCAGCCCAAGAAGCUGGAAAAGUUAUGCUUUUGGAGAAGAAAAUCAAAAAAUUGAAAACUAUCAUUUUCAUUUCAUGUGCUUUGUUCGUUGUGUUUGUUGUAAGGAUCAUGAAGUGAAUGUAUGUAAGGAUCAAACACUUUAAAACUCAAUGUAUGAAUUGAAUAUUUGUUGUUUUAGUACUUAUGGAGUUUGAAUUACAAGUUUAUGUAUUAUUGAAUUUGCAUUUUGUAAUGAAGUUGUAGUACUUAUGG